AUGAAGUUCCUCAAGGUUGGCCGUGUUGCCAUCAUCACCCGCGGCCGUUACGCCGGCAAGAAGGUCGUAAUCAUCCAGCCGGUUGAUGCUGGCAACAAGCUGCACCCCUACGGCCACGCCCUGGUCGCCGGUAUCGAGCGCUACCCGUCCAAGAUCACCCGCCGCAUGUCCAAGACCCGGCAAGAGAAGCGCAGCAAGGUCAAGCCGUUCAUCAAGGUUGUCAACUACAACCACCUGAUGCCCACUCGCUACACCCUGGAGCUGGAGGGCCUCAAGGGCGUCAUCUCCAACGACACCUUCAAGGAGGUCAGCCAACGGGAGGAGGCCAAGAAGACCGUCAAGAAGGUCCUCGAGGAGCGGUACACGAGCGGCAAGAACCGGUGGUUCUUCACCCCUCUGAGUAAGUGA
Messenger RNA from Sporothrix brasiliensis 5110, 408 nucleotides. Its product is annotated as large subunit ribosomal protein L27e. Bases 1 to 408 code for a protein of 135 amino acids. The transcript has 2 exons. Gene Ontology annotation, molecular function: structural constituent of ribosome. Gene Ontology annotation, biological process: translation. Lineage: Eukaryota; Fungi; Ascomycota; Sordariomycetes; Ophiostomatales; Ophiostomataceae. Gene Ontology annotation, cellular component: ribosome; cytosolic large ribosomal subunit. The record is from RefSeq and is a predicted model, not a curated record.